AUGGCCCGCAAGUCACUGAUUGGGGUUCUUGGGAGCCUGUCCCGGCCAUCACUGAAGCUGUUGGUGCUACGUGAUGGGUACCAACUUGAUCAGGAUGAGGAGCUGGUGAUUGUGCACCUCCAGGAGCUGAACACCCGUUAUUUACUACAUAACCAAGCGCUCGUCAAGGAGCGCCAGGCGCUCCAAAAGCGCCUCGCCGAGAUCGAUGGCAAGAGGAAAGACCAAGACAAGCUAAUAUCGGAUCUACAACAACAGGUGAAUGACCUCAAAGGCCAGCUCCGUGAACUGCACCAGGCGAGCAUGGAAAUGCUACAGCGGUUCGAGCUGAUGAUGAGGGUGCAAUCACUGGAAGUGGAGCAGAUGAAACAACGGGCACGGCUUCGGGCGCAACUGCGUGGCCAAGCGUCGCUGCUGAGACUGUCGACGACGUCGAAACCGCUGUUUGUCAAGCCGCCCAAGCCAGUUUCGGGGCGGGCGCAGCUUUUACUAACAUCGCCCACCCAAGAAGAGCAACAAUGCUCUCAAGCGAGCAGCCCCAUGGCCGUGAGCCCCACUCACGGAAAGCGCACUACCACCCAACCAGCGAGGCGUUUGGAUAUUGAUACGGCGCCGUCGCCGGUGCGGUUUGGCUCGGAUGCCGUGAUUCUGAUGGAAGUGCUGUCCCACUUUUCGGCGCUGACGCCUAAGCGUCAACUGACACCGCCACUGCAAGCACACGAGAUGGGUUCGCCCCAGCAACGGCCGCGCCUCAAUCAGAGCGUCAGCCUGACGUCAAUUCUGGGUUCUCGCCAAAUCAUCCAAUCGCUUCUGAACUCCAUGGCGCCGCCAGAACAACUGCAGGCAACCUUACCAGCACCUAACAAGUCGGCAGAUUCAACGAGCACUGAUACCAAACCACCACUCGAAUCCUCUAAGGGUAGCGCCGCCACCGAUCGGCGCCCGCAUCGUCGGCGAACCAAACCAGUCAAUUACGCGCCGGUGCCGCUCCUGGCGAAGUUAAGGCGAUCGUCGCUGCUGAAGUUUGUCGACGCGGUGGGAGAAAAUGCCUUUGAGUACGUCAUCUCUACUCUGGGAACCACCACUACCGGCAAGCGCUCGGGCUCAGUGGCGCCUGAGACGGUCACCGAUACUACUACAUCGAAAAGCAUAAUCACUCGCGAGCGAGAAUCUCAACUGCCAGCAAUCACCGUUGAGGCCCAGCAAUACCCAGAAGGCAAAAACAAAGUCAGUUCCCGCGCCACGGCCAAGACGGCACCAGCGCUGAUUGACUGUGAUCGCGUCGAGCUGGAGAGCCAACAACUGCCUGACCGAGUCAGUGAUGAUCCUGAGUGGGCUCCUGAGGAUGCUGCCCCCGCAAAGCGCAAGACGCGUCGCCCUAAUAAACGUCCAGCCUUGGCGAACGUCACCAAUACUGCGCAGCUGGCGGCAGCUUCACCACGAGUGAAGCGUACUCGCGUGGCUCGGUCGGAGCCUGAUCCGUUUGCAUUUGAGGAGUAG
Messenger RNA from Diutina rugosa, 1497 nucleotides. RefSeq names its product Sgo1p (gene SGO1). Lineage: Eukaryota; Fungi; Ascomycota; Pichiomycetes; Serinales; Debaryomycetaceae. The transcript has a single exon. The record is from RefSeq and is a predicted model, not a curated record. The coding region runs from base 1 to 1497 and encodes 498 amino acids.